Molecule: messenger RNA, 1488 nt
Organism: Cooperia oncophora
Lineage: Eukaryota; Metazoa; Nematoda; Chromadorea; Rhabditida; Trichostrongylidae
Source: the annotation of a GenBank genome assembly
AUGAUGCCUCCUCGAGUGUUUCCAUUGCUCCUUUCUGAAGAUGUCACUAUCGACACUGUAGAUGAUGGAUGCUGGAGAUAUAAUCCCAUGCUUGAUAAUUCAACUUACUAUAAGUUGUUCACUACGCCAGAACCAAUGAGCGUUACAAACUGCAAAGCGAAUUUGAUGGCUGAAGUUCCACCUUACACCAUGUUCACUCUUUCUGGAGAAAACUGCUACUUGUCAAACUCUUCUUACUUGAAUGAAACGAUAUCUCCUCCGGAUGAGCAUUGUCAAGAGAAAUGUCCAAGCUCCACUACCGAAGUGUGUGGGAAAUCAGAUCGCCGUGCUAUACUAUACGGCUCUAACUUUGCUGAGUUUGACGCUAAUGAUUGUGAAGACAAUCUCACUCUAUGUAAUGCUGAUAGGGGACAAGGAAUAUGUGUAGACACGAAAGGUGGGCACAUAUGCAAAUGCGAUCCGUCCUAUUCAGGAACAGAGUGCCAGACAGCGAAAGUCGAUCCUUGUUUAAUCAAUCUUUGUUCUGCAAAUAGUAGAUGCGUUGCUGAUACAUCUUCUUUUACAUGGACUUACUCUUGUAAAUGUGACCCUGGUUACAGUGGUAAUUAUUGUCAAUAUGCAUCGGCAUGCAUUACCAAUCCCUGUCUGCAUGGUGGUACAUGUGUAGAUGGAACCAAUGGAGCCUAUACGUGUGAAUGUCUUCAGUACUACAGUGGAACAAAUUGUGAAACUACAAAUAAAUGCGAAUAUGCAAAUGACUGUGUAAAUGGGACUUGUGUACCUGUUAUUGAUCGUACUAUUCCGGGCAACACAUGCUCCUGCAUACCUGGUUAUACAGGAGUGCUUUGCGAUGAACUAAUUAACUACUGCACACCUGACCCAUGUCUGAAUGGAACCUGUACGCCUUUCUAUCUUGGUUAUAACUGCUCAUGUUACGUCGGUGUAACUGGAAAAAACUGCGACUUUACUAUGUGCUCUGUCGCUCUUACGAUCGUUUGGUCUCCUGACCGCGUGCACAUGCUCGAGGACCUGCUCAGCAACCCAUCUCAGAUCAAAGAUAUGGUCCCUUUCAUUGUUGGAUUACAAGAGGGUGACAGUCGUGAGAACAUCAGUUGGGAUUACGGCGAUUUAUUUCAUUGGGCCGCUUUCGAAGAGAAGCCCCUGGUUUUGGAGCGUGAUCUUUAUAAAUGGAACGAUGUUGUACUUGGAAACUGUUUCACAUUCAAUCAUAGACUCGGUUCGAUGGAUUACAUGAUGCGUUCAUCCGGUAUUCAAGGAGGACUACAAGUGUUUAUGAGUGUUGGAUCAAAUGAAUAUGCGCCAUGGUACGAUACAGCGUCAAUUUUGGUGUUUAUUCAUAACAAGUAUGAGUACGUGUUCUCCGAGUCAGUACGGUACAACGCACAACCCAAUGGAGAAACACUGAUUCAAGUCCGAGAUGUGAGAAGAUUACUUAUUACAUUACUUAUGAAACAGUCACUAGAGUAA